UUAACAAUACAUUCAUCAGGCUUACUUAAUGCUUGCUCACACGGCAUAGUCAAGCAAGCGCACCCCUUGCUUGCUUCACCCUCCCAGCACCCCGGCCGGGGGCCCCCUCCCCCUAGGCAUACAUAGUCCAAAGCUGCACAAAUCUUAUUUGCCUGAAACCACCGGAACAACUGUCCUCGGCUUUGCAAUGCGAACCUAUUUUUGGGGCGAGCCGCACUGCUGCGGAACUGGUUUUUCUAAGCGCUCAGUCGUGGACUCAGUGGGUGACGGCUGGGUGAUGGCUCAGUCGUGGGCUCAGUGGGACGCACUCACUCUACCCUCCCGACGGUGCAGGGACGUGACGUCAACUCCGCAACCAACAUCCGGCACGCGCUGGUGGAGAUGCUGCUGGGGCACAAGCGACCUGAAUCGCUGCAGACUGGCGGCGGCGGCGGCGGCGGCGGCGGCGGCAGCGGCGGCGGCGGCAGCGGCGGCGGCAGCGGCAGCGGCAGCGGCAGCGGCAGCGGCAGCGGCGGCGGCGGCAGCGGCGGCAGCAGCGGCAGCGGCGGCAGCGGCGGCGGCGGCAGCGGCGGCAGCAGCGGCAGCGGCGGCAGCGGCGGCGGCGGCAGCGGCGGCAGCGGCGGCGGCGGCGGCGCGUGCGCGCAUCUUGGUAGCGUAGGGGGCGGGAAAGGCCACGUGGAGGAGGAGAGCGCAGCGCCGCCCAAGAAGCGGCGCAAGCGCGCAGGCUGAGGAGCCGGCUGGCGGUGUCUAGGUAGCGGUCCGCGGUGGGGCUGGCAGGGCAUGCGUAGCGGCAUGACAAGCAGUGCGGCUGUUGACAACUGUGCUGUGCAAGUGGCCGCGUCUGGCUGCGGUUGGCUCUGCUGUGGCAUCGCGAUUGCUAGGCACCUGGUUUGGCUAUGUGCCUGUGGAAACCGACCCCGGCUAUGUCCGGGCGAUGAGGCUGUUGGAAGGUCGCACCAUUUAGGAUUCAGGGUUUGUCUCCCCGGUGGCCUCGUUCCUGGUCCACGCGGUC
Molecule: messenger RNA, 1012 nt
Organism: Chlamydomonas reinhardtii
Lineage: Eukaryota; Viridiplantae; Chlorophyta; Chlorophyceae; Chlamydomonadales; Chlamydomonadaceae
Exons: 1
Coding region: 382-729 (115 amino acids)
Source: RefSeq, a predicted model, not a curated record